Molecule: messenger RNA, 1439 nt
Organism: Coffea eugenioides
Lineage: Eukaryota; Viridiplantae; Streptophyta; Magnoliopsida; Gentianales; Rubiaceae
Product: zinc finger CCCH domain-containing protein 14-like
Exons: 3
Coding region: 243-1127 (294 amino acids)
Molecular function (GO): mRNA binding; metal ion binding
Source: RefSeq, a predicted model, not a curated record
AUAAAUUUGAAUCGAAAAUUUGAGUUCCGUGGGAACCGCCUCUCUCAUUUCUCUCUCUCUCUCUCUCGCUCUCUGCGGCUCUCAGAACCCUACCUAGGGUUUUGCUCUGCGUUAAUUUAUUUUGAUACGAAUUUAUUGAUUUAUCCAAAAUUUUUCAUCUUUACACCAAAGUGAAAAAUUGUUGUUAACACAAAAUUUUUCAGAGAGAGUAUUUUUUGUAGCGCAGAUAAGGGGAGGGGGCGAUGGAAUUUGGGGGGCGAAAGAGAGAAAGACCAGACGGCGCUUUUACCGGUAACGGAGGCUACAAAAAGUCCAGAGAUGAACUGGAGUCCUUUACAACUGGUGUAGGAAGCAAAUCAAAGCCAUGCAUGAAGUUUUUCAGCACAUCUGGAUGCCAGUUUGGUGAGGGAUGUCAUUUCUUGCACUAUGUUCCGGGUUAUAGUGCUCAUUCACAGUUGGCAAAUUUGGGUGCAACUCCAGCUGUGCCAGGUGGUAGAAAUGUGCCGUUCAGUGACGGUCCUACUCUAACUGUCAAGACCAAGCUCUGCACCAAGUUCAACACUCCGGAAGGAUGCAGAUUUGGUGACAAAUGCCACUUCGCUCAUGGUGACAUGGAGCUGGGGAAGUCACUGGCUCCUGGGUAUCAAGACCCACGAUCAAUGGGACCAAUGGGCAGGCUAUCUGGACAUUUUGAACCAUCCCCUCCAGGCUUAGGCGCUGCAGCUAGCUUUGGUACAUCAGCGACAGCAAAGAUCAGUAUUGAUGCCUCCCUUGCUGGGGCUAUUAUUGGAAAGAAUGGGGUGAAUUCCAAACAUAUUUGUCGAGCCACAGGUGUCAAGCUUUCUAUAAAAGACCAUGAAACUGACUCCAAUCAGAGGAAUAUUGAACUUGAAGGAUCCUUUGAUCAAAUUAAGCAAGCUAGUGGCAUGGUACGUGAACUCAUAGCGAAUAUUGGUGGGCCUACAAGUCGUACCAGUAAUACAUCCGGUUCCUUCGGUCGUGGUGUUCCUCCAGCUAGGCAGUACAAGAGUAAGAUGUGUGAAAAUUUUCCAAAAGGUUCUUGCACAUUUGGGGAUAGAUGCCAUUUUGCUCAUAGUGCUAGUGAGCUACGCAAGCCUCCAACAUGAGCAAACACCCUGUGCCUUUUGUGUUGAGCUUUAAAUUUUACAUAAUAGCAGCUUUGGAAGAAAGAGAUAUGGUAAUUUUUACUGUAUUAGAGCUCAUUGAGUUGUUUACUUGCUUUUAUCCUUUUAAGCUUCUAUUAUUCGAGCCUCAUCUGUUGCUUUACGGGCAUGUAGCUUUUGAUACUUUUUUGUGGUCCUUUUGGAAUCUUGGGGAUCUAAAAUGCUUCUAUAUUUGUUUCAGAUGGAACCUUCCUUAAACAAAAUAUUAUCCAAGUUUCGCCAAGCUAAUUUCAAUUGAGAAGUUUACUUCCGUGU